This is a messenger RNA of Hylaeus anthracinus, 1387 nucleotides long. RefSeq lists its product as uncharacterized. Bases 151 to 840 code for a protein of 229 amino acids. Gene Ontology annotation, molecular function: enzyme regulator activity. The transcript is spliced from 5 exons. The record is from RefSeq and is a predicted model, not a curated record. Lineage: Eukaryota; Metazoa; Arthropoda; Insecta; Hymenoptera; Colletidae. Gene Ontology annotation, cellular component: secretory granule. Gene Ontology annotation, biological process: regulation of hormone secretion; neuropeptide signaling pathway.
CGAUUACUGAACGAGCGCAGCGCCUCUUCCUAUCGCCGAAGACGCGUGGCGGAACUCGAGGAUCGUACGCACCGACGUUCACCUUCGCGAUCUCUCCUCAAUUCCUUUCGGUGAACUUUUCAGUAGUUCUUGAUACACUCGCUCGAAAUCAUGUACUGGAACUGGAUCCCGUUUCUGGCGCUGGCAGUUGCUGCCCACGCCGUGUAUUUGCCUCCCCUAAUAGAGGACGAGCAGCUUCUAACCGACACUCUUCGCGAUUUGUUGAACCAAAUGGGAAACGACCUUGCGGACGCCGCUGACUCGUACCUGGAGUACCAGGACAAACCUAAAGAAAUUCCUAUCGAGUUACCCGCUGAUUACGACGGCAUGGACACCUUGAACCCUAAUCCCAGCAUCCGCGAUCAGGAGUAUCUGCAACACAGCACGCUGUGGAGUCACCAGCGUUUUAACAAUAACGAGUCGAACGAAAGGCAAAAAAUCAAGCCUGGAACCGUCAAAUUCAUCAAGGACGAGAAAGCUGAGAACGCAUUGCCUGCAUACUGCACGCCCCCGAAUCCUUGUCCGGUUGGUUACACGAGUGAAAACAACUGUAUCGAGAAUUUCGAGAACACGGCAACGUUCAGUCGCGACUAUCAGAACGCGCAAGAUUGCAUGUGCGACAAAGAGCACAUGUUUGAUUGUUCCGUUGAUUCCUCUAACAGCAACAGUCUGGCAAGCAUGCAUAUACCGAGCACCAACUUCAAUCGAAUCAUUGAUCAAUUCCAAGCGGAGGACAACCCCUUCUUCCGCGGUGAAAAGUUGCCAAUCGCCGCGAAGAAAGGUAUAAACGUCGUCUACUAAAACUUUUGGCAUAUCUUAGAAGACGGAAUUUUUUGAAAUACGAACCAAGAAUAUUACAUUAAAAUAUUUCAAGUUAUAUCGAUCGAUACCCCCAAUCCACCACACGUGCGAUCUGGUAAAAAUCUAAUGGAUUGAAGAAAUUUUACAUAUUCCAAAAAUCUGGUGCUAAUUAAGAUUAUUCGAGUAUUUUGAUAUCAUACGAUUACCGCUGGUACAGAGGGAUAACAUUGAGCCGAUGUAUAUGUAUAUCCAUCGAACGAUAUCUUGUGACGUAUGCAUGUAUUAUGUUUUUAAAACCAAUAUAUGUCUGUUACCGGAAGUUAAUUCUUGAAAUUAUACGAAUUCCAAUUAUAGAAAAUUUAUCACUGUUUUAUGGAAUGAUAUAUAUUAAUAUUGAGACGAUGUUAAAUAUUUUAACUGUAAAAAUAUGCUUCCGUAAUAUGUAACGCAUUUGAAUUGUAUUUUUACUCUCGUACAGCAAUAUAACGGGGACUACUAGUUUUAUUAUUUACAGGAUUCAAAAAAAUAUAUAUUUUUUGAAACAAUA